AUGAUCGUAGACGAUGUCGAAAAAUGGGAGGAAAAGAAACAAAAAAGAACUGACAAUGCAAACAAAAGGGCUGUAGCAAAACUAAGUAAAAUUAAAAAAGUAAAUAGGAAAAUUGUAUCGUCUUCAAGUUCUUCAAGAGACGGGGAACUCUCGAUGAGUGAGUCAGACGAUUCUUUAAUUGAUUUUGAAGAUGAGCUUGAGGAACUGCUUCCUGUAAAUACCGGUAAUCUCAAGAAGGGGACAUACAAAUAUAUGUGUGUGGUUGAUAAUGUAGAUGAUAGUGAUGGUGAUUGCAGGGUUAUUGCUUUGAGAUGUGCCGACAAAAGUAAAAAAAUCUUUUCACUUGCAGAUUCCGACAUCAGUGACGUUCCAUUUGAAGACAUCAUUGGAUUAGCACCUGAUACUAACAUUAUUUUAAAAGGAGCAAGAAUGUGA
Messenger RNA from Psylliodes chrysocephalus, 435 nucleotides. NCBI's taxonomy places the organism in Eukaryota, Metazoa, Arthropoda, Insecta, Coleoptera, Chrysomelidae. The record is from the annotation of a GenBank genome assembly.